AUGGCUGAUGCAUCAGACCCCCAACCUAACGACACCAACGACAAUCAGCCCAAAAACAACUCGAAUAACCUGGGGGCUGCAUGCUUUCGGUGCAGAGGUUUUAGACAUGCGUGCGACCGUCAAAAGCCAGCAUGUUCUCGGUGUAAACGACGAGGCAUUACAUGCACGUAUCCUGAAGCUGCCCCAACGUUAAAGAAGCUUCAAAAGGCGACAGAGACUCUUGGCGAUAGGAUACGCAAGUUUGGUGAUCGAUUAAAGUCGACUGAGGCUGGAAUGCCCAAAGAAUUUAGAGCCAUUUCAUUACAACGACUUGCCCAGCAACAAGCAACACCAUCAUCAACAUCAUCACCACCCACUCCAGAUACAGCAUCAGACACGUUAUCCAUGGCGUCAUCAGAAGCAACAUGCGAAAGUAGUAGCAAACAACAACAGCCGCAUCGAUUAGCUUCCACCAGCAACUUUUCUGUGUAUCCAUGCGGCAAAUGUUUCAAGGAUCUACAGCAAUGCGACUUGACACUUCCCAAAUGUAGUCGUUGCGAGGCCAAUAACUUUGAAUGUGUCUAUGGCAAAACGGAACCCAAGGCAAACCAUGUGUCUCAAGUAUUGACGACAAUGAACAAGGUGAUGGAUCAAUGGCAGGAAUCGAUCGAUCGUAUGGCUCGUGAUUUUGCGCAAAAGACAAGAGAUUUUUCUCAACGCACCAACAAUGCAUUUCGAAUGAAACCAUUACAGCCAUUCGCAUGGAAGAUCACAUCCACAGGUCGAGGAUUAUCAGUGGAAAGCAACGUCAACUCGUACAAUGACCUUUCAAAGCUAGUGGAUCAAUUUAAGAAAAGUAUGCAUAUUGGACCACCUGUGGAUGAUGGGGAUCGAGACAAUGAUGAUGGAACAGCAGUGGGUGGUGAAUCACCUGGGUCUAUGAGAACAGCAGCAACCGAUGAACGACAAAGGAUAGCGCAAUCAGUGGAAUUAGAUGAUACCAGCUCCGUACAUACAUCAUCGGGGUUUUCGUUUGCAGUGUGGAAUUCUUGGUCACAUCCCAUGCACGCAGUACCUCAGGAUUAUCCUAUCGAUAUCACCGAUGAGUUGACAGAUAACCUAGUCGAGCUGUAUUGUCGAUCACCAUGCUGUUCAGCCAUUCGACUUCCAAUCAUUGAUACGACCGAAUUCAUGAGACGCUAUCACGAUCCCGAUAAUCGCCCUUCCCAAGUAUUGAUUUAUGCCAUGUGCUCCAUGUCAGCCCGUAACGCAUUUCAAUUGCAUAUGUGGAGUAAGCGACCGGCACACGAAUCACCACAAUACAACAUGGGCAAAGCAUUGUCGAUUGCCUAUUGUCUCAAAGGACGUGAAAUGUUAUCCGAAUGCUUCGAUGAACCAUCGCUUGACAAUUGCAAAGCAGCCAUUUUACUCUCCUAUUGCAGCUAUCAGAAUGGCUAUUCGGGUGUGAUUUAUAUUUACGAGUGGAUCGCAUACAACAUGGCACGAGAGCUUGGAUUGUAUGAUAGUGGACGCGAAUUUACUGAGGCUGAAAGCAAACUUGUAUGGUGCUUGUAUUAUUUCAAUACGUGGUAUCGUGUCUUGCAAGGUGGAUCAAGUGCAUCAGUGGAAUCGAGUCAAUUUUAUCCAUGCUGUCCGUUACCAGAACCACCCGUUAAGCCUGAUAUGAGUGCUAUGAAAGAGGAGGUUGAGGAUGAUGAUGAAGCGGCUUGUCAAGAAUUACCAGAGCCACCCGUCAAGCCUGAUAUGAAUGCCAUGAAAGAGGAGGAUGAGGAUGAUGAAGCAACUCGUCAAGAGUUGGUGGAUUAUUACGUGUGGAGCACAUGGUAUUAUCUUAUCCGAUUGCAGAUUCUUCGACACGAUGUCAUGUCUCGAUUAGUGGCUAUUCAGACGACUCCCGGCAAAGCAGAUCCCAACGUAUCGCUUGAAUUACUUGCAUUACAAGAUCGUCUCCAGGAAUUUUACAGCAGCUUACCCGAUGAAUGGCGUAGCCCCGAUAUUGCAGCCAUGGCAGCGGCAGCCAAAAAUGGUGGUGGUAGCAGCAAUAGCCAAUGUUCAGGAUCACCAGCGACAGCCAUGGAUGGAUUAUCACCCUCAUCAGCAGGAUCAUCCGAUCGACAUUAUCAUAUUGACAUUGCAAGCUUUGCAAGGUUUUGUAUUUUGCAUGUGCACAUUUAUUACAACAUCAACAAAAUCCUAUUGUAUCAAGCAUUCUUUCCAUCUGAGCACUUUCCAACCGUACCAUUCUCGAUCCAAUGUUUAUAUACAUGCGUGGAUGCAGCAUCGACCAUCACACAAACGCUUGAAUACAUGUCACAGCAACACGACGAAUGCAAUGUGCCACUGAUUGGGUUCCUAUUCGCCAACAUUGUCUAUAUCAAAUUACUCAAUUAUCACGAGCAUGAACGAUGGUCCGAUUUUGCGCGUCAAUGUUUACAACUCUCGGUGGAUAUUUCCAAAGCAUCGGUCACCUACAUGUAUGAUUUUGAGCGUGCAAAGACCCUUGUGAGUGUGAUGGAGCAAGAUGUACGUGCAUUAUGUGGUCCUUCACCGCCAUCGCCUUUCAACAACAUUCCCAUGUGGCCGCAUUAUUACCCACCUCCACACAUGCAACGGACCAACAGCGUUGAUUCUUCAUCAGAUGGAUGGUCACUACGAUCUCACAGUUCAAUGCCCUCUCCACCUUAUCUUCCAGUCACUUCUUCCUCCUCUUCAUCCGCCACUCCAGCAGCAGCCGCAGCAGCAGCCGCUCACCAUCAUCAUCAUCAUCAUCAUCAACCUCACCAAUACAGUAAGCAAACAACAAGCAUCACUGGAGUUCCUUCUCGUUACUACGAAAUGAUGCAACCAUAG
Molecule: messenger RNA, 2850 nt
Organism: Lichtheimia ornata
Lineage: Eukaryota; Fungi; Mucoromycota; Mucoromycetes; Mucorales; Lichtheimiaceae
Exons: 2
Coding region: 1-2850 (949 amino acids)
Biological process (GO): DNA-templated transcription; regulation of DNA-templated transcription
Cellular component (GO): nucleus
Molecular function (GO): zinc ion binding; DNA binding; DNA-binding transcription factor activity, RNA polymerase II-specific
Source: RefSeq, a predicted model, not a curated record